Molecule: messenger RNA, 558 nt
Organism: Nicotiana tabacum (common tobacco)
Lineage: Eukaryota; Viridiplantae; Streptophyta; Magnoliopsida; Solanales; Solanaceae
Biological process (GO): plant organ development
Molecular function (GO): DNA binding; DNA-binding transcription factor activity
Source: RefSeq, a predicted model, not a curated record
AUGAGUGGUCAUACAAGAUGGAGUCCAACCCCAGAGCAGCUCAUGACAUUACAAGAAAUGUAUAGGAAAGGAUUGACAAAUCCAAAUGCUGCUCAAUUACAAAGAGUAACAGAUCACUUGUCUUUGUUUGGCAAGAUUGAGACCAAAUUUUUUUUCUAUUGGUUUCAAAACCACAAAGCUAGAGAAAAAAAGAAGCUUAAGAAAAAGCUUCUUAUGCAAAUGAACCAACAGCAGCAAAUGUCUAUGAAUAACGACCUCGAUUGCAGCAACAAUUUACCUCUUUUUACUUCAUCGGCUAGAUUAAUGGCAGAAGUUGAAGAUGCAUCCACCAGACUGAUGAAUUCUCUCAGGAAUAUGAAUCCUCCUAUUCCAACAAAAUGUGAUAUGGAAACUUGCAUGAUGAGAGCACAAGGUCCACAUUUCAUAUUGAUGAUGGACAUAGUUCCAAAUCCAACUUCUCUUCCUUGUAUUAGUAGCAAUACACCCCUCAAAACCCUAGAGCUCUUCCCUGUCACAUCUUCCAGCAGCCUCAAGGACUUGGCAAAGGAAAUUUCAUAA